GCUGUAGUAAACAAUCGGGAAAAAGCUUUCUUGAAUUAUGUUUUAUUCCAAAUUACAGUAAAUUAAAAGCAAUAAUUUUGGUGCUUUUACAAUCAUUUCUGUGCAAUUUUUAUGUGUGACCCAAAUCAUUAUGCUGACACAGCUCUUUUGACUGUUCUAUCCAGUUAACGAUAUUAUAAAAUUGUGAUUUGAUUUGUAUAAUAUUUGAGGUCGCUGAAAAUUCAUUUACUAAAAAUGGAACCUGACGAAAGACAGUUGUUUAACAAUGAAACACCAAGCAACAAAGAUGAUCGGAUCUCGAAAAAAGUGAAAAUGAUCGAUUUGCUUCCGCAAUUAGCAGCUAGUUGCUUAAUGUAUUCACUUGUCAUUCAAGCAGGCAUUAACAUGUCAUUUGCAUCGGUAUUAAUUUCGCAAUUGGGCGAUGGAAAUGAAAUAAAAAUGGAUACAAAAACUGCAUCAAUUAUCGGGUCAAUCUGGUCGAUUUCAUUGCCUUUUGGUGCUAUUUCCUCUGGAUUUCUAAUGGAUAAAUUUGGUCGACGAAAGAUUGGAAUGUUUCUUUGUGUUCCCUUUUUCCUCGCGUGGAUUUUAGUAAGCGUGUCACAAAGUCUUACUCAAAUUUAUUUAGCGAGAAUAUUGGCUGGAAUAUGCUGUGGAUUAACAGCAGUCAGUGUAGUUUACAGCGCAGAAAUCAGCUAUAAAACAUUUAGAAGCUCCUUAUUAUGCAUGAAUUCAGUUUGGGUGUCUUUCGGAAUUUUCUCAACUUAUCUACUUAAUUAUUUUCAUUUAAACUGGCGAUUUAUCGGAUGGAUUUAUGCCAUCGUAUCACUUUCAUCAAUGAUUCUAAUUCUUAUUGUCCCGGAAUCACCUCAUUGGAUAUUGUAUUUUAAUAGUAAGUCAUCAGACGAACAAAAGUAUUCGCAAUUGAAAUCAUGUGUUGCAUGGAUUUAUCGAAGUCCAAAGAUUGCAUCCGUACAAUAUGACGAAUUAAUUCAGAAUUAUGAGAGACAUAAUGAGGAACAGAGAACAAAUCAAAAUGAACAACAGCAUUGGAUAAAUGGCAUCAAACUGCCUCAGGUCUAUAAGCCAUUAAGUAUUCUCAUCAUAUUAUUUCUGUUACAACAGCUGUCGGGAGGGUAUAUCCUCAUUUUCUAUACAAUAAAUAUAUUCAGAAACUUGGGCAAUGAAUUUUUGACGACUGUCGAUGAAAAUUUAGCAUCCUUAUUGCUUGGAACGAUUCGAUUAAUCAUGGCUAUUAUUGCUGCUGUUUUAUCACAAAGGUGCAAUCGUAAGACAUUGCUGUAUGCUUCAACAAUUGGAAUGACAUUAUUUGCAUAUAUGGCAGCUAUUAAGAUGUGGAACAGUGAUCAUGCUGGACACUCAUUCUUCUCAAAAAGUUCUAAUACUUCUCAAGUUGUGCCUUUGGAAACUGAAGCAUCGAAUUUUGGAAAUUACUUCCUUCUAACCUGCAUUCUUGCUUAUAUUCUUUUUGCAUCUUUGGGUAUCUUGAUUAUUCCAUGGACAUGCAUCGCAGAACUUUAUUCUAUCAAGUAUAAAGCAAGUUUUGGUGGAUUAACAGUCGCCAUUGCUUACAUUCUUAUGUCUGCGGUGCUUAAAAUAUUUCCCUUUAUGAUUGACUCUCUUGACAUUUACGUAAUAUUUUUCAUAUUUGGGACAUCAAGCUUAUUAUGCUGUAUAUUUGUAUAUUACUUCUUGCCCGAAACACACCGCAAAACAUUUUCAGAAAUUGAAAAUUAUUUUAUAGGUAGGAAUCAGUAGGAUUUAGUUCCAAUUAUAGAAAUUGGUUAGACUGCUUAAGUAAUAUUGGAUUCAAGGCAGUUACGGAAUAAAAAAUUAGAUUUGUAUUUAUUGGUAUUUAUGGCAAGCUAUUGUGUUUUUAUUAAGUACAUUUUAAUACAAAGCAUUUCAGUUCCUUUAUCGAGUAUGCGCUUCAAUCAUCCAAGUACACGUGCUUCCUCUAAACAGGCAAGAUGCUUGCUCAAUAUUAAAUCACCUACAUGCAUUGAAAAAUCUUUGGGGCGUUUUGACUUUCUUCCUUGUAACAUUUAAUGACUUUUUUGGAUCAAAUAAAGGAGGAGUGAGUGGAUGAUAUUCGUGCAAUAUGUUUUACCUGUGAGAAAUGAUGUAGAAGUGCUUACAUAAUGCUGAGCUCAGCAAAAAAAUAUCAA
Chironomus riparius is the source of this 2186-nucleotide messenger RNA. Lineage: Eukaryota; Metazoa; Arthropoda; Insecta; Diptera; Chironomidae. The record is from the annotation of a GenBank genome assembly.